Paecilomyces variotii is the source of this 1134-nucleotide messenger RNA. RefSeq lists its product as hypothetical. The transcript has 2 exons. NCBI's taxonomy places the organism in Eukaryota, Fungi, Ascomycota, Eurotiomycetes, Eurotiales, Thermoascaceae. The record is from RefSeq and is a predicted model, not a curated record. Bases 501 to 974 code for a protein of 157 amino acids.
UCCCUAUUUUAGGUGCCGGCCGGCCAGUCGCCGAGUCUUGCCUCCCACGGCGAUCGAUUUCCAGAACUGAUUCCUCAUCAUCAUCUCGAUUAUUAUUCUGCGCAGUGUUAUUAUUAUUAACCAAUCUAGCUGGUCUCGUUCAGCUGACAUAUGAUGGAAAUCCAGGCCGUGGAUAUGAGUCAACAGCUUCGAACUUCAUUAAUAACUGACUAGUUACUUAGUUGAUACUGAAUAAAGUUAACUAUUGGCCUCAAAGCUGUUCAUGACGCGGGCAUAGAUCCCGGACGGCGUGGCUGGCCUAACCAAACCCCGUGUCAUGAAUUAAAUAGGAGCUCUCAAGGGUAGUGUCACUGCUCCUAUGAUACAUGUUCCAUCGACAUUGUCACGGUGAAUUAAACCAGAAUAGCAAAAUAAUCACUCUCGAAAUUAACCCCCAAAAAAUAUAAAUAUACACUCUACAGAAAUAUAUAUAUAUAUAUAUUUCUCGCAUCAGGCUCAAAAUGGCCGAUCUCAAGCCCCCAUUCACUGCAGAGACGGCGCAGAAAAAGCUCAAGGUUGCUCAAGACGCCUGGAAUACACAAAACCCUUCCAAAAUCGCCACCGCAUACACUCCAGACUCGAUCUGGCGUAAUCGCGACACCUUUCUCACCGGCACGGCCGCCAUCAUCGAUUUCCUCACUGCGAAAUGGCAGCGGGAGAAAUCGUAUCGGCUCCGCAAAGAGCUGUUUGCGUACACGGACGAUCGCAUUGCCGUGCAGUUCUGGUACGAGUAUCAGGAUGCACAUGAUGGGAUGCGCUGGAAGCGAUGCUAUGGUCUGGAGGAUUGGACGUUUGAUCGCGAUACGGGGAAGAUGCGGAAGCGGCAGAUGAGUGGGAAUGAUGUGUUGAUUGGACCGGAUGGGAAUGGGGAAGGGAGGUGGUUUGUUGAUGGGGUUGAUGUGAAUGAGGUGAAGAUUGGGGAGGAGCAUUGGUAGGUGUUUAAAGGCAUUAGGGAUACUUAUUGGAGAGGAGAUGAGUUUAUUCUUUUUUAAAUAAUUUGUUACGGGAAAAAUGGAUGUUUAUCCUACUAUUAUUAUUACGAAAUAUGGUAGAUUGAAGCAGAUGAGGUAUGAAAUUGCUUAUUUAUUCGUUGGA